Molecule: messenger RNA, 5023 nt
Organism: Elephantulus edwardii (Cape elephant shrew)
Lineage: Eukaryota; Metazoa; Chordata; Mammalia; Macroscelidea; Macroscelididae
Gene: AMBRA1
Product: autophagy/beclin-1 regulator 1
Exons: 17
Coding region: 316-4023 (1235 amino acids)
Biological process (GO): autophagy
Cellular component (GO): intracellular membrane-bounded organelle
Molecular function (GO): protein binding
Source: RefSeq, a predicted model, not a curated record
UCUUGCUUGAUGUCUCCUGAGCGGUGGCGGCUCCCGGUCUGAGACUGAGUUGCGCGCGAGGCCCCGCUCUCAGGCCGCUUUCAUCCGCCGGUCGGUGGAGCGAACCUUUUGCUUCCGUCCUGCUUAUUCCUUCCUCUUCUGUGUGACUCAGCCCGGCUGCCGGGCGACCAGCCGAGCUCCCCUAAGACUUGCAGAGUUCCAUGAAGACAACUUACAAAGACCUGAAUGGCCUCAGUUUAGCUGCUUCAGAGUGUGUGGAGCUAUUUCUUGCUCCGUCAUUUUCUGUGCCUGGUCUGACAGUGGCCACUGAGAACCAUGAAGGUUGUCCCAGAGAAGAAUGCUGUCCGGAUACUGUGGGGACGAGAACGGGGCACUCGGGCUUUGGGAGCUCAGCGGCUUCUGCAGGAGCUGGUGGAAGAUAAAACCCGAUGGAUGAAGUGGGAAGGCAAGAGAGUAGAACUUCCAGAUAGUCCACGAUCUACCUUCUUACUGGCCUUCAGCCCAGACAGGACUCUCUUGGCUUCUACCCAUGUGAACCAUAAUAUAUAUAUUACGGAUGUGAAGACUGGCAAGUGUGUGCACUCUCUGAUUGGACACCGCCGUACUCCGUGGUGUGUUACUUUUCAUCCCACCAUCUCAGGCCUUAUUGCUUCUGGCUGCCUAGAUGGGGAGGUGAGAAUUUGGGAUUUACAUGGUGGCAGUGAAAGCUGGUUCACAGAUAGCAACAAUGCCAUUGCCUCCCUGGCUUUCCAUCCCACGGCUCAGCUUCUGCUGAUUGCUACCGCCAAUGAGAUCCAUUUCUGGGAUUGGAGUCGACGGGAACCCUUUGCUGUGGUGAAGACAGCUAGUGAGAUGGAACGAGUUCGUCUGGUGAGAUUUGAUCCGCUUGGACACUACUUACUCACAGCAAUUGUUAACCCUUCUAACCAGCAGGGUGAUGAUGAACCAGAGAUCCCCAUAGAUGGGACGGAAUUAUCUCACUACCGCCAGCGUGCCCUCCUGCAAUCACAGCCAGUUCGACGGACACCUCUCCUCCAUAAUUUCCUGCACAUGCUGUCCUCCCGCUCUUCUGGCAUCCAGGUGGGAGAGCAAAGCACGGUGCAAGAUUCUGCCACCCCCUCACCCCCACCGCCUCCCCCUCAGUCCUCCACGGAGCGCCCCAGGACUUCCGCUUACAUCAGGCUCCGACAGCGGGUCACUUACCCCACAGCUGAGUGCUGCCAGCACCUUGGGAUCUUGUGCCUUUGCAGCCGCUGCUCUGGCACUCGAGUUCCUUCCCUCUUUCCACACCAGGACAGUGUGCCCCCUGCUUCUGCCAGAGCUACUACCCCUUCCUUUUCUUUUGUACAGACCGAGCCCUUCCAUCCCCCGGAGCAGGCCUCAUCAACGCAACAGGACCAGGGCCUCCUGAACCGGCCGUCUGCCUUCAGUACAGUCCAGAGCAGCACUGCCGGCAACACACUCCGCAACCUCAGUCUGGGUCCCACCCGUCGCUCUUUGGGAGGCCCCCUGUCUAGCCACCCUUCUAGGUAUCACCGAGAACUAGCUCCUGGGUUGACAGGAUCUGAGUGGACCCGGACAGUACUCAGUCUGAAUUCCCGUUCUGAGGUAGAAUCCAUGCCCCCACCUAGAACCAGUGCCUCGUCAGUGAGUUUGCUCUCUGUGCUGAGACAGCAGGAAGGUGGCUCUCAGGCAUCUGUGUACACUUCAGCCACAGAAGGGAGGGGCUUUCCAGCCUCAGGAUUGGCAGCUGAGUCAGAUGGAGGCAACGGCUCCAGCCAAAACAACUCGGGCACCAUUCGCCAUGAACUUCAGUGUGAUCUGAGACGCUUUUUCUUGGAAUAUGACCGACUUCAGGAGCUGGACCAGAGCCUGAAUGCGGAAGCUCCUCAGGCCCAGCAGGCACAAGAAAUGCUCAAUAAUAACAUUGAAACUGAAAGACCAGGCCCCUCCCAUCAGCCCACCCCGCAUAGCAGUGAGAACAACUCCAAUCUGUCCCGUGGUCACUUGAAUCGAUGUCGUGCUUGCCAUAAUCUUCUGACCUUCAACAAUGAUACUUUGCGUUGGGAAAGAACCACACCCAGCUACUCCUCUGGUGAGGCUAGCUCUUCCUGGCAGGUCCCUACUACCUUUGAAGGCAUACCAUCAAGUGGCAGCCAGUUGCCCCCUCUUGAGCGGACUGAGAGCCGAACACCCAACUCUAGCAGGCUGGAGUUGAGCAGCUCUGCUAGUCCACAAGAAGAGAGAACUGUGGGGGUGGCCUUUAAUCAGGAGACAGGCCAUUGGGAAAGAAUUUAUACCCAGUCCAGCCGAUCUGGAACUGUAUCACAGGAGGCCUUACAUCAGGAUAUGCCUGAAGAAAGCUCGGAGGAAGAUUCACUCAGGAGGAGGCUGCUGGAGUCUUCCCUCAUUUCAUUAUCCCGUUAUGAUGGAGCAGGAUCCAGAGAGCACCCAAUAUACCCAGACCCAGCGAGGGACAAUGGUGAUAGAUCCAGGCACCGAGCUCCCCGCAACGCCCGAAUGUCUGCACCUUCACUUGGGCGCUUUGUCCCCAGGCGUUUCUUGCUGCCUGAGUACUUGCCUUAUGCUGGGAUUUUUCAUGAACGUGGACAGCCUGGCUUGGCUACUCAUUCUUCUGUUAACAGGGUCCUGGCAGGGGCCGUGAUUGGUGAUGGACAGUCUGCAGUGGCCAGUAACAUUGCUAAUACUACUUACCGGCUCCAGUGGUGGGACUUCACUAAGUUUGACCUCCCAGAAAUCAGUAAUGCCUCUGUGAAUGUGCUGGUGCAGAACUGCAAGAUCUACAAUGAUGCCAGCUGUGACAUUUCUGCAGAUGGCCAGCUUCUGGCAGCUUUCAUCCCUAGCAGCCAGAGGGGCUUUCCUGAUGAAGGCAUCCUAGCAGUGUACUCCCUGGCUCCCCAUAACCUGGGCGAAAUGCUCUAUACUAAGCGAUUUGGUCCCAAUGCCAUUUCAGUGAGCUUGUCCCCCAUGGGCCGAUACGUCAUGGUGGGCUUGGCCUCCAGAAGGAUCCUGUUGCACCCCUCUACAGAACACAUGGUGGCCCAGGUCUUCAGGCUCCAACAGGCCCAUGGUGGCGAAACCUCCAUGAGGAGAGUUUUCAAUGUCCUUUACCCCAUGCCUGCCGACCAGCGGAGACACGUCAGCAUCAACUCUGCCCGCUGGCUGCCGGAGCCAGGGCUUGGACUGGCCUAUGGUACCAACAAAGGAGACCUGGUGAUCUGCCGACCAGAGGCCUUAAACACUGGGAUUGAGUACUACUGGGACCAGCUGAGCGAGACUGUCUUCACUGUCCACUCCAGCAGCCGGAGCAGUGAGCGGCCUGGAACAAGCAGAGCCACAUGGAGAACAGACAGAGACAUGGGUCUCAUGAAUGCGAUUGGGCUGCAGCCUCGGAACCCCACAACCUCAGUGACAUCUCAGGGCACCCAGACUCUGGCCCUUCAACUUCAGAAUGCUGAAACACAGACCGAGAGGGAGGUCCAGGAGCCAGGGGCAGCAGCCUCAGGGCCUGGAGAUGGUGAGGGCUCUGAGUACGGCGCAGGUGGGGAGGACGCCCUCAGCAGAAUCCAGAGGCUGAUGACCGAGGGUGGCAUGACAGCAGUGGUGCAGCGGGAGCAGAGCACCACCAUGGCCUCCAUGGGAGGCUUUGGCAACAACAUCAUUGUCAGCCAUCGAAUUCACCGGAGCUCCCAGACGGGCACUGAGCCUGCUGCCCCCCGCGCCUCCUCACCCCAGCCCUCCACCUCUCGAGGACUGCUCUCUGAUCCUGGCCAACUGGCAGAGCGGGGCCUAAGCCCCCGGACAGCCUCCUGGGACCAGCCUGGUACUCUUGGGCAAGAGCCACCCCCACCAUCUCGGCCCCCUUCCUCCCCUGUUCCCCUUCCCAGCACUGAGGGACCAACCCUGCACUGUAACCUGACCAGUAACAACCACGUUCCCGAUGGCGGUGGCAGCAGCAAGGGGGAAGCUGCGGGCCCCAGUGGGGAGCCUCGGAACAGGUAGAGAAGACAUGUGCACUGGUGCCUCCCUUGAACCACUGAGCAGAGACUGACCUCACAGCUGACUGGGAACUGGACAUACAGAAGAGCCGCUGGCUGCGUCAGAACGGAAGUGUAAGGGUGGGGCGUCGAGAGGAGUCAGUCCGUGGGCAUGAGGCAGUUGGAUGGGCAAGGCCUGCCUCAGGGGACUAGAACUUUCCAGGGUCUGGAGCCCAGGAGGACUGCAGUGCUGGGUUCGUCAUGAACUGAGGAGCUAGUGGUUGUCUGCCAUGAAACUCCCUUUUUCCUAGGAACUUGGGUUCAAGAGAGCCCAGAAGGAUAACCAGUCUUCCAGAUCUAGGCCAAGGCAUCCUGCACAGAGGCCAGUGGGGCACUUUUGCCUGUCUACCUGUUGCAUGGGCAAAGCCACCAGGAGCCCAAAGACAGGAGGAGUGGCUGCCCCUAGAAACCACCUUCAUCUCUUGAGACUUCCAGAGCUCCUCUCUUCAUCAUCUUACCCACAAAAACAAGAAUCAGGGUGGGCCAGGCUCCCAGAUUCCUGAGGACAGGGACUUCCUGCAUUUACUACUGGGGGACAGCCAUGGGUAAGGGGUCAGUCUACUUGCUGAACACAAGAUGAGGUCAUGAGACUGUGGACAGGCCCUCCUCAGGAGUAGGGGGUGUUGGCUGGCCCAUCCAGCUCCUCCUUGCCCCCAAGGGUCCCAGCAGCACGAGUAGGGGUCAGUAUUACCUGAGCCAAGGCCAGAGGAGAGGUGAAACUCCAGGUCAGAAUGUGAGGUCUUGGUCUGUGAUUUAAGAUGUUGCAUGUGGAAUCCUGAACUGUACAUGUAGUUUCUAGUGGAGAAAAUCAAGGCUUUGAUUAUUUUGUUUUUAGUAUGAAAAUGUGAUUUCCUUUCUGUUUGUAACUCAUCAUAGCAACAUUUUGGUGGGAGGAGAGGGGAUAGUCUGACUGCUAAUGAGGGAAACACCAAAGAUCUACAUCAUUAAAAUGAUACAUGCCCCUC